Molecule: messenger RNA, 498 nt
Organism: Volvox carteri f. nagariensis
Lineage: Eukaryota; Viridiplantae; Chlorophyta; Chlorophyceae; Chlamydomonadales; Volvocaceae
Exons: 1
Source: RefSeq, a predicted model, not a curated record
CCUUUGGGAACCCUUUGGGAACCCUUUGGGAACCCUUUGGGAACCCUUUGGGAACCCUUUGGGAACCCUUUGGGAACCCUUUGGGAACCCUUUGGGAACCCUUUGGGAACCCUUUGGGAACCCUUUGGGAACCCUUUGGGAACCCUUUGGGAACCCUUUGGGAACCCUUUGGGAACCCUUUGGGAACCCUUUGGGAACCCUUUGGGAACCCUUUGGGAACCCUUUGGGAACCCUUUGGGAACCCUUUGGGAACCCUUUGGGAACCCUUUGGGAACCCUUUGGGAACCCUUUGGGAACCCUUUGGGAACCCUUUGGGAACCCUUUGGGAACCCUUUGGGAACCCUUUGGGAACCCUUUGGGAACCCUUUGGGAACCCUUUGGGAACCCUUUGGGAACCCUUUGGGAACCCUUUGGGAACCCUUUGGGAACCCUUUGGGAACCCUUUGGGAACCCUUUGGGAACCCUUUGGGAACCCUUUGGGAACCCUUUGGGAACCCU